Messenger RNA from Cladophialophora immunda, 2626 nucleotides. RefSeq lists its product as uncharacterized. The transcript has a single exon. Gene Ontology annotation, cellular component: mitochondrion. NCBI's taxonomy places the organism in Eukaryota, Fungi, Ascomycota, Eurotiomycetes, Chaetothyriales, Herpotrichiellaceae. Bases 44 to 1351 code for a protein of 435 amino acids. Gene Ontology annotation, biological process: biosynthetic process; conversion of methionyl-tRNA to N-formyl-methionyl-tRNA. Gene Ontology annotation, molecular function: methionyl-tRNA formyltransferase activity. The record is from RefSeq and is a predicted model, not a curated record.
GACGAAAGCCACUCCAUCUUCACCAACUCACUCAAAACCACGUAUGAGGCAUCUGCCAUUCCGCGUGGCAACUUGUUCCCCUGUACGGGCUCACGCCGCAUCAAAAUGGAGCUUCGGGAGCUUCGCCGGUCGUCGACGACACCUGUCCAGUCGCAAACCCGAGGGCGACGACCAACCCCUGAGAAUCCUCUUCUGCGGCACCGACCAGUUCAGCGUGGCUUCGCUGCAGGCGCUGGAGAAGUACUCCCGGACGCCCGAGAGUAAUAUCCUCUCCAUUGACGUCGUGACCAAGACCGACAAGCGCGUCGGCCGGGGCCGCAAGCUCGUGCGGCCACCGGCCAUCAAGCCCGCCGCACAGGACCUGGGGCUGCGAGUGCACCAGAUCGACACGUUCACGGGCUGGAGCCCUCCCGCGUUCGGCGACGCGGGCUCCCCGUCCUGCUGCAAUCUGGUCGUCGCCGUCUCGUUCGGGCUGCUGAUCCCGCCUCGCAUCCUGCGGUCCGCGGCGUACGGGGGUCUGAACGUCCACCCUUCGCUGCUUCCCGACCUGCGCGGCCCGGCGCCGAUCCAAUGGGCCCUCAUCACCGGCCGGCGGAGGACCGGCGUGUCGCUGCAGACCCUGCACCCGACCCGCUUCGACGAGGGGAUCGUGCUCGACCAGACGCCGCCGCCGGGCCUGGACAUUCCGCGCCCCGACGAGAUCACUGCCGAAGAGCUCACGGCCUACCUAGCCCCCAUCGGGGCCAAGAUGCUGGUCGAUGCCGUCCGGAACCGUCUGUACGUCCCGCCUUACAGGGCCGUCCAAUUCAGCAGUGUCCCGGGCGUGGACUUGACGCAUGCGCCCAAGGUCACCAACGAACUUUGCGCCGUCGACUUUGAGGCGCUCCCGAAAUCCGCGAUUCUGAGGCGUAACCGUGCACUUCAGUCUCUUCACGGCUUUGUGCGGUUCGGCCCCGACCCAAGCCAGGUGCUCCGCAUCAAUUUCGGGGCAGACAUCAGAGACGUCAAAGAUGGAGAUAUCCCAGAAGAAGUCAGGGGUGCAGCGGAAGCAAUGCCGAAUGGUAUUCCCUACGCAAUUGUCCCGACACACGAAAAUGUCAAUGAGAGCUCGAAACCUCUAAUCAUCAACGCGCGAUUAGACAAGUAUCAUGAGGGUCGCCAAGUUGUCAUUCCGCUAAUCACUGUCUCGUCUCGGGCAAAAGGCCCAGGUGCAGGAGCGGCCGCCCGCGCAAAAUUCUUCUCAGAGCCUGAAGUGUUUGGCCGGUUUAAGUUAUAUCGCUUCUCCCACCCUAUAUCCGGACUACCUGAGCCACCCUUUGUCGAGAUCCAUGGCAACACCAUCCGCACUUAACCCUAGCGGUCUAUCGAAUGACAAGACCAGAAUCUGGCUUUUGUCAGCGACUUGUUUGGGCAGGAAGGGCACAAUCCGGAACUUACCAACGACAAUCUCCUGGCCGGUGAUGGACGUGUUCUUCGCAAGGGAGAUAUAGGCGUCUGCGCAAUCGUCGAGCAGAGUCUGAAAAGAUUGUCAGUUGGGCGGAUGGAUUGUUGAGAAGAGAACACACCUCUUGUUUGAGGGCAGCGGCGUUCUUAACAGCCUUGAUGCGCUCAUCGCUGUACCUUAGGCCCUAUCGCAGGUGUCAAUGCCAUGUCUGUUUUGCCCUCGGCAGUGUAAGCAGAGGAAGACCAACCCAUUCCGUUAGAAGAAGACCCGGAAGGACGGCAUUAAUGCGGAUCUUUGGGCCUUGUGUGGUGGCAAGGCAUUUCAUCAAAUGGAGACCUGCGGCUUUGGUAACCGAAUAGCCCAUGCUACUGCCCGAACAGCUUAUUCCCUGGACAAACAUCAGCAUACGCUCUGGCCCGAGGAAUGAUCAACCUACCGCAACAGACGAGGAGAUGAUGAAAGCACCGCCAUCCGGGUUCUUGUUGAAGAUUGGGGCAGCUUCCUGCAACAAGACCAGGUGGGACAUGACGUUGGUGGCCCAACACUAGGACCGUGAGCCAAAGAGCGACUAAUCAUUGAUCAUCAUACCUUGUUCCAUUCAUCAUGGCUCAUAUCAUUGAUGUCGCCAAAGUUGGUGAACCUCGUCCAGCCAGCAUUGUUGAUGAUGAUGUCGAGUCCUCCCAGUUGCUGAGCACUCUCUUUCACCAGGCGAACGGUGUCACCGACGGCUCCAAUGUCCUGGCCAAUGUCCUGUCAGAAUUGCAACUCGUUGCGGGCUUCGACAGGUAGCUAAGCAUCCUUACGGCCUGAAUUACAACAGCCUUGACCCCAAAUCCCUUACACUUCUCGGCGACCUGAUCGGCUCUGUCUUUGCUGCUGACAUAGUUUACCACAAUGUUGGAUCCUUCUGCUGCGAACUUCUCACAGAUCAGCGCCCCGAGACCUCUGGCGUCUAGCCGUUAGUGAAAUGUGUAGCGUUUUCCGGGGCUGAUCGAGGGCUUGCCUAGAUCCUCCUGUCACCAAGACAUUGCGGCCUUUGAGAGAGUAUGGCAUAUUGCUGGGAGUAAAAUGGUUAGGCUUCUUUGUAGAGGACUGGUCUCGGGAUCUGAUUGCAAGGUCAAUCGUCCAACUUUCGGAGAGAAUAUAAUGAUCUUAUAGAAGAAGACAAAGCUGUUAAUCCGG